Molecule: messenger RNA, 933 nt
Organism: Sceloporus undulatus (fence lizard)
Lineage: Eukaryota; Metazoa; Chordata; Lepidosauria; Squamata; Phrynosomatidae
Product: olfactory receptor 2AP1-like
Exons: 1
Coding region: 1-933 (310 amino acids)
Biological process (GO): G protein-coupled receptor signaling pathway
Cellular component (GO): membrane
Molecular function (GO): G protein-coupled receptor activity; olfactory receptor activity
Source: RefSeq, a predicted model, not a curated record
AUGAAAAAUCAAACAGUGAUUACAGAAUUUAUUCUUCUAGGAUUCGAAGAUCUCCAGCUUCUACAGAUACCCCUCUUCCUACUCUUCUUCUUCAUUUACCUUUUGACAAUGGCCGGAAAUCUACUCAUCAUUGUACUCAUCAUAAUUGAUCGACAUCUUCACAUUCCAAUGUAUUUCUUCUUGGGGAACUUAUCUUGCCUGGAGGUUUGUUCCAGUACAACCAUCCUGCCCAGGUUGCUGGCUAGUUUCCUAUCUAACAAUAAAGUCAUUUUGAUUAGGGAAUGCAUGAUACAAUAUUUUUUCUUUGGUAGCUUUGCUGGUAUAGAAUGUUAUCUUCUUUCUGUAAUGUCUUACGAUCGAUAUGUAGCAAUAUGCAAACCCCUGCAUUAUGCCACACUCAUGAACAACAGGUUCUGCAGAAACAUGGCAUUUGGAUCCUGGUUAAAUGGCUUACUUGCCAGUGCCAUUGUAGUUUCGUUAAUGUCACAACUAAUUUUCUGUGGUCCAAAUGAAAUCAACCAUUUUUUCUGUGACUCAUCUCCAGUUCUAAAACUCUCCUGCAGUGAUACACAUCCUGUUUCUAUGGCUAUAUUCCUUCUCUCUUCCAUAUUUACAUUUCCCCCUUUCAUUCUUACUUUGACUUCUUAUGUUUGCAUUAUAUUAAAAAUCUUGAGAAUCUCCUCUGUAGCAGGGAGGAAGAAGACCUUCUCUACCUGUUCUUCUCAUCUCCUUGUUGUGACUAUUUUCUAUGGGACUCUCAUGACUGUGUAUGUGCUGCCUGAAACCAAUAGCCUGAUAAAUCUGAAAAAAGUCUUCUCUGUCUUCUACACCAUUUUGACACCAUUGAUUAAUCCAUUUAUUUACAGUUUAAGGAACCAAGAAGUCAAAUUGGCCAUGAGAAGAAUUUUUUAUAAGCUUUGGACCAAAGGUUGA